AUGCAAGCGCAGUUGCCGCCCUCCCAGCAAAACUUCCAUUACAACGGGCAGCCGCCUUCUUCUCAGUCACAAUACUCCGCCAACGGUAUACAGUACGACGCUCGGUCCCAGCCCCAGCAGCAGGACUAUACCAACGGCUACGCCCACGAGACAAACAUGAACCCAUACCAGCAAUAUGCUGGAGGCUACGGACAGCCGCCUCAGCAGCCACCCCAGAUGCCGCAGAUGCCGCCCGGCCAGCGCACAUUCAUGCCCAAUCAGAAUCAGCUUCCGCCGUUGACCCCAGGAGCGCCUCCGGGCGUGCAAAUGCCACCAGUGCGAGAAGACUCUAACGCGUACACCACUGGCUCUGCUAACCAUGCUCAGCCUAUGGCCUACACCGCUGCUCCGCCCCAGCCUAUGCCGCAACAGCCUCAGUCAUUACUACCGCCUACCCGACCAACCACCAACCAGGCACAGGAGAAGAAGCUGUCGUCGAGUAGUUCGCGAGAAGGCUAUCGAUAUUCUCUCGAAGUAGUACAGCAGCCCCAACGCGCCAGAAUGUGCGGUUUCGGCGAUAAAGACCGCCGGCCCAUCACGCCGCCUCCCUGCGUGCGACUGGUCAUUGUGGACGAUGCUACGGGACGAGAAAUCGACGUCAGCGACAUCGCAUCCGAUCCCUCCUUCUUUGUGCUCCAAGUCGACCUCUGGGCGGAGAAUGCUGACCGGGAAGCCAACGUCGUAAGAGCUUCCUCAAGCUCGCCCGCCGUCAGUAUCAGUAGCGCAACUACCACAUCAUAUCCGCCUCCUGCAGAGCACCGCCCGAUGCACGAACAACCAGUCAUGUACCUCCAUCCAGAAACAGGCCAACCUGUCUACGGAAUGCCGUAUGCCAUGCAGCUCAGUAGGCCGGGCAUGAUGGCCCCUCAGUACCCCGGUCUCUACUAUCCUCACCCCUCGGGACAGAUGACCUAUAUGCCACAGACGCAGGCUUCGAGCAGUGCUAUGUAUACGCGCAACCUGAUCGGGAGCCUGACCGUCAACGCGGCACGUCUUACCGAUCCAGCUGGGAAAGCUGGCUACUGGUUCGUCCUGCAGGAUCUGAGUGUUCGGACAGAAGGUCACUUUCGGUGCGUCAAUUGAAGUUCGUCCAUUGCUUGGAGUGUGUGCUUACGAUUUCUAGGCUACGGAUGAGUUUCAUCGAUAUCAGCAAUCACGGUGCUCCUGGUGUCAAUCGUGGCAAGGCGCCCGUUCUGGCUUGGACAUUCUCGGACAGAUUUCAGGUCUAUUCCGCGAAGAAAUUCCCUGGUGUCAUCGAGAGCACCCCGCUCAGCAAGUGUUUCGCGGGCCAGGGCAUCAAGAUCCCCAUCAGGAAGGACAACAAAAACGACGCCAACGACGACGACGAUGGUGAUUAG
Molecule: messenger RNA, 1397 nt
Organism: Lecanosticta acicola
Lineage: Eukaryota; Fungi; Ascomycota; Dothideomycetes; Mycosphaerellales; Mycosphaerellaceae
Source: the annotation of a GenBank genome assembly